Molecule: messenger RNA, 1766 nt
Organism: Ciona intestinalis (vase tunicate)
Lineage: Eukaryota; Metazoa; Chordata; Ascidiacea; Phlebobranchia; Cionidae
Source: RefSeq, a predicted model, not a curated record
GUAGAUUCGAAUUUAAACCCAAUGUAUUCGAACGAGGGAACGGUGUACGAAGGGAGCGGGGAAUCGCCGCAAAAGGAAUGGUCCAACUUUCUAUACACGAUAAAAGCUGAGGCCUUGCUACACGAACAGGGGCGACUACAACAAUUAUGGGUCCACCUACGUAACAAUGAACCAGAACUUCUCGAUACUUUCGAAUUCUUCCUGGACAAUGCGGUUCGAGAAAUUGACGUCAUAAGGGGAGAUAAAGACGUCGCUCUAAAAAGCAAAGAACACAGCGAACGGGAGGUGCAGCAUAUUUUUUUCGACGUUGAAAGAAUAUUAGAAGAAGAAAGAUCCCGCAUAAAAGCAGAGUACGAAGUUCGCUAUCGCGCCGAACUCGAGAGGCAAAUUCACGGAAAACAACAAGAGCUCGAUGGCGUCGUCAUGCGGAAGAAGGACCUUGAGCGACAGCUAGCGGUUUUAAAUUCGAGCGAACGAAAACGAAGCGAAAGUUUGCGAAGUUUAAGCGGCUUGGUGAAAGAUCUGAGUUGCAAGGAGACGGAAUUAAGACAGGACAAUGAUAGUUUGCAGCAGGAGAACCAACGCUUACAAAUGCAGCUCUCGCAAUCCAUGGAUAGUUUGCAGCGGACACAAGAACUUUGCGUUCGGCUGCAAGAAAAAGCAGAAUCGGAUAAAAAAGAAAUAUUUCUCGAAUACGAAUCGGCGGUUGCACAAAAAGACGAACAAACAAGAGAAACUGUAAAGUUGGAACUGGAGCUUGAAAACCUCAAAGUCAAGUUGGACGAAGUUGGUCAAACGACACAUUCGCCUUACCACGCGCGGUUAAGCGCGCGAGCCACCGAAUGUGAAUGGGAACAACCGAACUACGAAACAGUAGUAGCGAAGACGCCAGAUCGAAUCUUUAAAGUGAUCCUGGUGGGUGAUUCGAACGUGGGGAAGAGUAGCGCGAUUCAACGAUUCUGCUUCAAUACUUUCUCAGACGAUAGGAGACCCACGUUAGACAUCACGUUCCAGAUGAAAACGAUUGUGACGGCCCAGGGCGUAACAUCGCUACAGAUCUGGGACUCAGCGGGCCAGGAAAGAUUCCGUAGCGUUCCCCGACUUUAUUUCAGGAAAGCCGACGGCGUGAUGCUCCUCUAUGACGUCACAAACGAAACGAGUUUGAAGAACGUUCGCAGUUGGAUAAGUAACAUAAAGGAAUCGGCGGGAAACAACGCGGUGAUCAUGUUGCUUGGAAACAAGGUGGAUAAGCAGAGAACUGUCACAUGGGAGGAGGGACACGCGGUGGCGCUACAGUGCAAAGCGGUUUUCCUGGAAAUCAGCGCCAAAAGUGGUGAAAACGUUCCUCAGGCCUUUGAGGCUUUAACCAGAAUAUUAAAGGAGCGUGAAGAAGGAGAUAUGGGCAUACCGCCCUCUACCGGAACGCCGUUGGGAGAAACAAUCGAAGUGACGUCGAAUAAUCGAACAGAAAGAUUCGAUGUUGCUCGACUUGAUUGUUCUUCAAUAAUGCUUCAAUUGUUACAUAAUAAACACUUUAUUACGUCAUCGUGAAAACUAGUGCAAAAUAAAGUGUCCGCUUGGUUGAAUUUCUUUGCGAAUGAAUAUAAAAACUGAUGACGUCAUUACUACGCCAUUAACAGUGACGUAACACCUUGCUUCUACUUCUCUCAUUUCUCGUUGAGUUUUUCCAAAAGUUUAAAAAUGGCGUCGAGUUUUCUGUCGGUUGUUUCAGUCUGUUGAAAAUAAAUAAAAUUGAUCUGACUUAA